GUCGCGCCUAAACAAAAUAGAUUCAUAUUAUACGUUCUAUGGUCUCAAUUGCAUUAAUCACUAUCUUUCCGAACAUAAUAUCAUCCAGAACAGCAGCGGAGUCGUUGUCAACGAGCCCGAGGCCAUAAACCAGGCGAUUUCGGGGCACAAGCGAAGUAGACAAACGGUGCUCCAGAAACAGCGGUUAAGCUCCCGACUGCGUUCCGCGCAGCCAACGGCGGAUGUUGGAACUCGGCCGAUGAUUCAUUCUCCAACUUAACUCCGGGUCCCUUGUUUGCAGUCUGCCCCUCAUCUUCGCCUUUCUCCCCGCGCUUAUCUACCUCUAUCCUCCAUGCUCCAGGGCUCUCGCUCUUCUAUUGCGCUGCUCGCAAAAUCCUCAAACCCACUGAGCUCCCUUUCCUGUUCCUCCAGGUCAAGGCUCACACCCCGCACUUCACGUUUCUCAGUCGGAGUUAGAGCGAUGUCGGCGACCACAGCUCGUUCAGACCCAUUCCGCCCUGCGCAGAGGGUCGCAGGUCAGCGACAGGAUGUUUGGUCCAUCGUCAAUGAAGCUGCUGCUGCUUCCCCUGUCCAACCCAUCGUAAACAUGGGACAAGGCUUCUUUGGCUACAACCCGCCGAAGUUUGCCCUGGAUGCCGCAAAGGCUGCCCUUGACCGAGUUGAAUGCAACCAAUACUCCCCGACCAAGGGUCGCCCGCGCCUGAAGAAGGCUCUCGCCGACGCAUACUCGCCGUUUUUUGGUCGCCAGCUGAAUCCGGAAACCGAAGUCACGAUCACGACUGGCGCAAACGAGGGAAUGUUAAGCGCCUUCAUGGGAUUCAUCGAGAAAGGAGAUGAGGUCAUUAUUUUCGAGCCCUUCUUUGACCAAUACAUUAGCAACAUCGAGAUGCCUGGCGGUACUAUCCGAUAUGUUCCCCUUCAUCCUCCAAAGGAUGGUGCUACCAGAACAUCUCCUGCGUCUGAAUGGAGUAUUGACUUCGAUGAACUGGAGAAGACAAUAAACUCCAAGACUAGAAUGAUUGUUCUAAACUCACCCCACAACCCUGUUGGAAAGGUUUUCUCUCGCGACGAACUGGAACGCAUUGGUGACCUCGCCGUCAAGCACAACCUUAUCAUCCUCUCCGAUGAGGUUUACGACCGUCUUUUCUACGUUCCGUUCACCAGAAUCGCCACAAUGAAACCAGAAUUCUAUGAGCGUACGCUCACGGUGGGCUCCGCUGGAAAGGCCUUCUACGCCACCGGCUGGCGUGUGGGCUACCUGAUCGGACCUGAGCAUCUGAUCAAGUACGUUGCUGGUGCGCACACUCGCAUCUGCUAUAGUAGUGUGUCACCACUGCAGGAGGCGGCCGCAGUUGCCUUUGAAGAAGCAGACAAGGAGGGAUUCUGGGACGAGAGCCGAACAGAAAUGCAGAACAAGGUGAAGCGUUUUUGUGAAGUCUUCGACGAGUUGAACAUCCCUUACUCGGACCCCGAAGGCGGCUACUUUGUUCUUGCGAAUAUGGCCUCUGUCAAACUCCCAGAGGACUACCCAUUCCCUCCUCAUGUUGCGAGCCGGCCCCGCGACUUUAAACUGUGCUGGUUCCUAAUCCACAAAGUUGGUGUGGCUGCGAUCCCUCCGACGGAGUUUUAUACCGAUGCAAACGCGUAUAUCGCUGAGGAUUAUCUCCGUUUCGCCGUGUGCAAGGAGGACAACAUCCUGGAAACUGCCAAGGAGAGACUCCGCGGCUUGAAGAAGUACAUUGUGCGGUGAAAUGGGUUAUAUAUAUAGAGCAAUUUUGGGAUGAGUUUGUCAAAUUUCAAAAAUGUCGGAUUUAACGGUAGAACAAUGUUGUUGAUUAAAUACAGGCAAAUGCAGAAAUAAAACUCAUAGAUUCGUUGGUA
Messenger RNA from Aspergillus versicolor CBS 583.65, 1881 nucleotides. Its product is annotated as kynurenine--oxoglutarate transaminase. The record is from RefSeq and is a predicted model, not a curated record. The coding region runs from base 332 to 1750 and encodes 472 amino acids. The transcript is spliced from 10 exons. Gene Ontology annotation, biological process: biosynthetic process. Lineage: Eukaryota; Fungi; Ascomycota; Eurotiomycetes; Eurotiales; Aspergillaceae. Gene Ontology annotation, cellular component: cytoplasm; mitochondrion. Gene Ontology annotation, molecular function: L-kynurenine:2-oxoglutarate transaminase activity; pyridoxal phosphate binding.